GCCAUGGCCCCAGGCUCCUUGGCCGCUUGCUGGGAUGCAGGGCCAACGUUGCUGACUCCUGGAGAUGUCAGGUUGAGGAGUUUCCAUGCGACGUCCCUGGCUUCACUGGAUGAGGCGCGCGCAGCCUCAGAAGCGGUAGCUACGCUGCUCCCCAGGCGACGCGGUGCUCAAGACUGGCUUGGCAACUACGAUGCAGGCUUGGUCCCAGCUUGCGGAAGCCGCGCAGUGCCAUCGCGGCGGUCCGACGUCGGCACGGCUUUCCUGGGAAGCCAUGAAUCCGCUUCCUCAUUUCAGCAGCAAGGCUGGCAGCAGCAGCCGCCUCCACAGCAGGGAUUCCAGCAGCAGCAGAACUUCCAGCAGGGCCCGCCUCCACAGCAGGGCUACCAGCAACAAGGCCAGUUCCAGCAGGGCCCGCCGCAGCAAAACUUCCAACAGGGCCCGCAGCAGGGUCCGCCGCCGCAGGGCCAGGGCUACCCCCCGCAAGGCGGCUACCAGCAGCAGGGUUACCCCCAGCAGGGAGGAUACCCACCACAGCAGGGGCAGCAAGGAUAUUACCAGGGACAGCCUGGGCAGCCAGGUUACCAGGGUGCUCCGCCACAGGGUGCUGCGAG
This is a messenger RNA of Symbiodinium pilosum, 611 nucleotides long. NCBI's taxonomy places the organism in Eukaryota, Dinophyceae, Suessiales, Symbiodiniaceae. The record is from the annotation of a GenBank genome assembly.